AUGUGGCUCAAGAAGCUGUUGUCGAAUGGCAAAGGAACCCCCGUGUUCAUUGGUGCUGUCUGUGAGUCAGGGUUCCCGUUGCUGUCGCCCCCAAUCCUAAAUCUCACUGAACGGGAGCUGUCAAUUAGCAAGUCAAGGCAGACGUUGAAUUCUGGCCCCGGAGGGUCGCGCUUCCUAGCCCUGGCCCCUGUUAACUUCCGAGAUCUGACCAGAUUUGCCCCUACCACGCACGCCGCCUUCCCCAGGCUCCCUAAAAUACCCAAAUGCCAGCAGCCCUGCCCCUCCCACCAUUCACUGUGCAGCAACCCACGCAAGGAAAGCACGGCUGACGCUCCUCCGGUCGCUGACUUGAAAGGGAGGAACGAGAAAAGGGAAGGGAGGCGGUCUGACAGCGCCGCCACCCCCCGCCGUUGCUCGGCUGGUCGGAAAAAGCCAAGCGUGGGUCGCCGCCCCCUCCAAAAGCUCGUGGCCAAGCCGGGGGUCUUUGCACGACACAAUCUGAGGCCAAUCGCCUCCCCCACGAACCCCCCCCCCCAGCUUCUAUCUCUUCAAGGGGCCGGGCGCAUAGUGGUCCUCCAGCUCCCAGCAGGUGCUUCUGUGCGAGCGCCAGGCCGCCUGGCCAACGGGGGGUGGUGGUGGUGGUGCUGCACUAGCGGGUGCCGGAGUCACAGCCGCAGCCCGCGGAAGGCGGAACGGCAGAGCUGGCCAUGGCGCCGGGGGCGGCCGGGCACGAAAUCAGGAGGCGGCGGCGGCGGCAGCGGGGGGCGCCGCACUGAACCGGACCGCGCCCACCUGUACAACCUGAUGCUGGCGAUGGAGAGGCUGGGCGACAUGCACGGGGGGACCCAUGAGCCGGGGCCCCUCAGCGGCUGCCUCCACCUGCGCAGCUCGGGGGGCCGCCGAGGCCCGCACCUGGCAUCCCACCCCGCUGGCCCGCUGGGCAUGGCUUCGCUCCUGGACGGGCCGGACUUCCACCAUCCGCACGCGCACCGGAGCCCCUCCGAGCAUCCGCUGAGCGGGCCGCUGCCCCCGCCGCUGAGUAUGGCUUGCGAGACCCCUCCUGGAAUGAACCUGAGCGGCACCUACGCCACGCUGACGCCCCUGCAGCCCCUGCCGCCCAUCUCGGCCGUCUCGGACAAGUUCCCGCACCCCCACCAGUCCCCCGGCGGCGGCGGCGGCGGCGGCGGCGGCGGCGGCGGCGGCGGCUUCGCCCUCAUGCGCGGCGGGGACGAGCGGCCUCUGGCCGGCUCCGUGAGCAACUUGUAUCCGCACUACCCCAAGGAGGUGGCCGGCAUGGGGCAGCACAUCUCGCCGCUGUCCGUGUCAGGAGCCGGCCUGGGUCGGUUCCAUCACGCUCAGCAGCCGGGGCUGCCGCACUACCCUCACCCUGGGCCCGUGGAGCCGGCGGAGAAGAUGCUCGCCCCCGGCAGCUUCGGAGCCUCCCACCCGGCCCUGCUGGGCCGCCACGGAGACCCGCCCCUGGGCGGCAUCCCGCACCACCUGCAGGCCCCCCUGAGCGCGCCGGGCUCCGGCCAGCCACUCUGCGCCGCCCGUGAGCCCGGCGCCCCCUCGGCACAAGCCAGCAGCGGCCCCCCGGGAGAGGAGAUCCACACGAGGGAGGUGGCGCAGCGCGUCAGCACCGAGCUCAAGCGCUACAGCAUCCCGCAGGCCAUCUUCGCCCAGCGCGUGCUGUGCCGCUCGCAGGGCACCCUCUCCGACCUCCUGCGCAACCCCAAGCCCUGGAGCAAGCUCAAGUCCGGCCGGGAGACCUUCCGCAGGAUGUGGAAGUGGCUGCAGGAGCCGGAGUUCCAGCGCAUGUCGGCGCUGCGCUUGGCAGCUUGCAAACGGAAAGAGCAAGAAUAUGGGAAGGACAGAGGGAACACUCCCAAAAAACCAAGGUUGGUCUUUACAGACGUACAACGUAGGACUCUCCAUGCAAUAUUCAAGGAGAAUAAGCGUCCUUCCAAAGAACUGCAAAUCACCAUUUCGCAGCAGUUAGGAUUGGAACUGAGCACCGUCAGCAACUUUUUCAUGAAUGCACGAAGGAGGAGCCUGGAUAAAUGGCUGGAGGAGGGGAACUCCAGUUCUAGCAACUUGUCAUCAUCAUCAUCUUCCUCAAGCACUUGUACCAAAGCAUAGAGAAUCAACUCCAAAAAGAAACUCGGUAGAAAAGCUUUAAAAUAAAUGAAGAAAUGAGCAGGAGCUCAAGAAAACAGGUUUAUCCUAAAAUGUUUUUCAAGGGUUGUGUAUAAAUGCAAAGAAACCAAAGAUCGCUAUCUCUCAAUUCUGACUUUGUUUUCAGAAACACGGUUUAGUGUGAAGAAAGCUGGCAAAAGCAGACAACCACAAAGGAACAAAGACAUCAACUAUCUGCAUGACACCUUCUUUGGCCAUUUAUGAAGGUGUCUUCAAAUAAUGCAUUUCAUUUCACACCAAUGACACCGGAGAUAGAGGUCACGUGUUCAUUCUGGAGUCGAGGAACUUACAGAAAAUACGACUGGAGUCAUCUGGGUUCAGUUGAAUAGUAGGGCAAUUCGGCUGUUUAAAUUGUCCAAACAUCGUCAGUGCAAUAUCUGGAUAUAAGCUCAAGGACAGGGAAGGAAUUUUCAGUUGCCCGAGCCAGCACAUCCUAUUUGUUUGGUAAGGACCAUGUCAUAGCAUUUCUUAAGGACCACAUAGCAUUUCUCCACAAAAAGAAUUUAGUGGGUACCAAAGAACACACAUGCUAUUAUAUAAAAGGUAUUUUAUUGAAAUUAUGUUAUUUUUCCAAAGGUAUUUUAACACAAGAUCUCCAGAACAGGUAUAGCGAUAAACCAUUAUUAUAUAAGAAAUUGUACUGUAAUGAAAACUGUGAGUCUAAUCAGGAAAAUUUUUUACAUUGGCGAAGCAGAGCAGUAAGAAGCAAUGACGUGCAGUUGUGUUUCUAUAGCCCAGCAGUGUAGCUCUAAGCAGAGUUACAUUCAUGUAAUAAAGGGGCUUGGAAAAGUGGUUGGAAUGAUUUUGGACAGGAUCCCACAUCAGAACGUCAAUAUCAAUAGUUGUAUAGCUAUCUGGACAUAUUUGAGUCUUUGCAAUUGUCAAACUAUUUACGUUGCUUAGUGUAAAUUAUGAAGAAAUAGUCCCCAACUCUUGCUUCCAAGCUUCCAAGUAUGUAAGUCUGCACACACGUCUCUCCAAAGUAUUUACGGCAAACUCACAAAACACAAAUUGUUAGCAUUCAGGUAUUAAAUGGUGUGAUUGUGCUCUCAAGUAAUCAGGGACUUCAUAGACAUUUGCAAUGAAUUCAUAACCAGAGUCACAACUUUAUGAGACAACUGAAGUUAAUGCAGUUAGAGAGAAAUAAUGACAUCCUUUUAAAAGUACAGGAGGGACAACUUUUCACUUUCCAGAUGGCGCUGGCCUGUCAAGGAGUCCUUUUAGGCCUGACAGUCUGAACCACAGCCCAGUUAUGCAGCGAUUCGAGAACCGAACUGUCUCGGAAUGUUUCUGUAUGACUCAAAGAACCCAGUCCAUCGCUAAGUCAGCGGGAGGACCCAUUACUCACAACAAAAUGCUUCCUUGUUGUAUGUUUAGGGUCACAUUGCUGAUCUAAAGACUAACAGUGCAAUUACAAGCAGAGUUACACCAUUCUGAGAGCACGGUAGGAAUCUGUAGCUCUCCUUUGGGCGGCCCUGCAAAUCAGCAAGGCGGACCAGACAGCUCGGCGUCGUGGGUUUUCCAGGCCACGGGGCUUACAUCUGGCAGUUUGCUGUCAAAACAUUCUGCCCCGUGUGCAGAUGGCCUGUUCAGAGGCAUGUGAUGGUAAGAUAUGCCCCCCAAUAGGUGCUGGUAGAACAUUAAGAGUCAAAACUAUUAGGCCAGAAAACCCACAGCUGCCAGUUGAUCGCAGCCGUGAAAGCCUUCACAAAUACAUAGUGAAGCAGGUUAGGCAUUUAUCUCAUUUCCUCCAGAAAUUAUCGCAUGGAGAAAUAGACAUGACCGAUUUCACAGAGAAAAAGAAAAAAAUAUUCAAUUGGAGCUGGAUCUUCUUCUUGAAGCCAAAAUGAUUGUAGUUUUCAUAACAGAACAAUUAAUAUUUAUCACUUAAUAGGCUUUUCACGUAUUGAUGUGAGUUAGAACUCCUCAGAGACAGAGGAACAGUGGAAUAGUCUGAACAAACCAACCAGCCACUAUGAACGGGGCUAUUUGUGUUUGAAAUAAAUGCUGUGGACAAUCCAGCAGCCAGCUGAAAUCUGACAUACGUCAGGCUACGGAGUACAUUACAAAUAAAUUAGGUAGACAAGCAUAACGUCAGUUAACUUAGCGGUUGUUCACGCACAGGUGGAUACCAACCUAUUCAUUCCCAAAUAUUAAUAUUUCCCUCUGUUGGGCUUAUGCAAAAAAUGGAAUGUUCCCUGUGAUUAUGGCAUAUGAAUAUAAUCUACUUUUCAGUUUAUAAUUUAAUAGUUUAGACCAAAUGGCCUCGCCUUAUGAAAAGGUGAAAAUUUAAAAAUGGAAGGGAAACAAAACAGUCUAGAAUUCCAUGUUUUGAUCUGGAGAAAUAAAGCAAGGGACGGGGACUUACAGAGAUGCUGCAAUUCUUGCACCGUGAGCGAAAAAAGCUACUACAAUAAUGGCACUCGCCCCAGAUGUAUCUCUGUUCAUCCACUUCCUGUACUGUGUGAAUAAUAUAAAUACGUUAGGAGAUUCCAGAGUUUUUUGUCUGAAAAGAAAAUGUCUGAUAGAAACAGACUGACCAGUAUGGUACAUAUCCAGGACUCCCUCCUCCAAUGUAGAUAGGGCAACCCUAACAAAUGCAGUAGGAGGCCUCCAAACAGGCCUUUAGUCAGACGCAAGUGAAGCCGCCAGCGUCAACCAGAGGCCCUAGCAGCAACACAGAGUAAUAGAGAUCAUGCCAAUCCAUUCUUCUCAGAGGAAUUUGAAUUCCCGUACCCCUCUUCUCUAUCAAGUAGCUCAUAUUACAGUUUGUUGUUAAAACAUCAUCUGCAUAAACCCUUUUAGAUUGGAACUAAUAUAAAUUUCAUCUACUAUGCAAUUAUUAUAAAUGCUAUUAGUAAUAGUUUAAAUAUGCCAGCUCGCUUCCCAGAUAGUCAGAAAUAUCUGGCAAAAUCAAACUUGAACACAGCUACAAGAUGUUAUGCUGUUCCCGAUUUUGCCAUUCCAAGUAGUUCCUGGUCACGUUUUUACUGUAGCUGAAAACACAUGUUUUUAUUUUCAUCCUCCUUUGGAUAUGAGAUGAACACUAUGCAUUUAGCAAACAAAGAGAAAGCACUGCCUUCUUUUGUAAGAAGGCACGUUUAGGAUUUAUUCAAUGGUCCUUGAAGCCAACGCGCAGACUAUAUUUGGCCUGAUGAUUUAGUAUCAUGGCACGGUAAGUCGUCUGAUCCAGUUUGUAUCUAUAUCCUUAUUAUGCUGAUGGUAAGGAAUAGUUAUACCGACAGCUGUUAAAAAGACAGAAGAGCAUCAAGGCUUGCUAAGUACAGCGUGAAGCACAGGCGCUACCUCACUCAGUUUCCAUUGGUGAUUUUAAUCGCAUUGAUGAAACCAAAGACUUUUUUUCUUGGGCGUCCCACAGUCAAUACAGGAACUCCUUCUGCUGACUUCACCAGUUCCUGGAGGUUCUCAGUACAUACAAUUGUCUUCAUCUAUAAUUACACUCGCUUCCGACUACUGGUACAGGAACACAAACAGCGGCGGUCUCGAUAAACACGCAGCAAACUUUAUAGAACUAUAACGAGUGCCUUGCUUGAACCAAAGCGUUAAACCGCUCUUGACUUCUGUACGUCUCACCUUAUAAAUAUACACUGUGAAUACCUCAGCCUAAUAAAAAGGCCACAAAUGGAAAAAAAUAAUUCUUCACCACGGUGCUUUCCCCCACGCAACUACGCCACAAAAAGGUGUUUGAAACCAAAGGGAAACGUAUGUUUUUAUUCCUAUUUUUGUGUAAGCAAACCAAAGCUUUCAUUCGAAAAAUUUCCUUUGAAGCGGUUCGAGUUCUUAACGUAGCGAGGCCACGUAUGACUUUUAUCAAUUUCUCAAAAUACCUCAAAGAAAUAAAUUAAUACGGGCAUGUUGUGUAGAGAGUCCAUGUGUUAAAGCAGAAGUUACCAACAUGAUUGUUGUAAACAUUUGUUUUAAAGUUAUGUGUAAUUUAUUUUGAAGCUUUGAUAUCUUUGUAGGGAUUUUUCCAUCGUUUUGCUGAAAUUGAGACUGUUUAUUCCUCCACCAGUUUUGCAAAACAGCUGCACAAUGAUGCAAACAGACUUGCAGGGCAGCCCUGAGCAGCUGCAAGUCGUCAGGCUCAGAAGGUGAGACCCCUGCAUAGGAGCGUGUAGAGAUUUUCUUUGUAAGUGGAAGAUUUUUUUUAAAACAGUCAUUGUCCGUUCUACAGGGUCCAAGAAACUUGUUGUCAUUUUUUCAAAUACCGUAAGCUUAAUUUAUUUAUGCUUUAUACGCGUUUAUGUAAUCACUGCUCUAAUUUAUAACGUAAAGGAAGAUUUGUACAUAACUGCGAAA
This is a messenger RNA of Sphaerodactylus townsendi, 6516 nucleotides long. It is a transcript of the gene ONECUT1, whose product is annotated as one cut homeobox 1. Bases 1 to 2139 code for a protein of 712 amino acids. Gene Ontology annotation, molecular function: RNA polymerase II cis-regulatory region sequence-specific DNA binding; DNA-binding transcription factor activity, RNA polymerase II-specific. The record is from RefSeq and is a predicted model, not a curated record. Gene Ontology annotation, biological process: regulation of transcription by RNA polymerase II. Lineage: Eukaryota; Metazoa; Chordata; Lepidosauria; Squamata; Sphaerodactylidae. Gene Ontology annotation, cellular component: nucleus. The transcript is spliced from 7 exons.